AGAGCCACCGCCCAACCCAGAACCUCACAAACUCACCUCCUUCCCACCUUCUUAAUCCUCGUCCAGUUGGGACAGCCAUAAACCUGCUGACGGUAGGAAAUUUACUCCUCUUUGUCCAUAAUGGCUGUCCCUGUGAACUUUGUGUUACUCUUGGCUUCUUUUGGCUUGACCUCUUUGAUCUCCGUGGCCAUCUUUCGCCUAUGUUUCCACCCUCUAGCCAAAAUUCCCGGUCCCAAAUGGGCGGCCUUGUCUCGAUUUUACGACUUCUAUUAUGAUUGCGUCCUCGGAGGGAAAUAUGCCUUUAAGAUUCAAGAGAUGCACAAGCAAUAUGGCCCGAUCGUUCGCAUUGGGCCCAACGAGGUACAUAUUCAAGACCCCGACUUCUUCGAUGAAUUCUAUACCAUCUCAAAUAAACUUGACAAAGAUGCAUGGUACUAUGCUUUCGUUGCUUCACAAGAUGCUGCCUUUGGUACUGCCGACUAUGAUUUACACCGAGCUCGAAGAAAGGCCAUGAGCCGUUUCUUCUCUUCUUCCGCCAUUGCCCGUCUCGAGGCUUCUUCUCGUGAGAAAAUGUUGAAGUUGUGUAGCCGCCUGGAAGGCUUCCGCGAUGAUGACAAGCCUGUCAAUCUAUCCAACGCCUUUCGUUGCCUGGCUGCGGAUUCCGUCACUGCAUAUUGCAUGCCCCGCGGCUUCAAUUUGCUGGAUUCAGUCGAUUUUGCCGACGAUUACAACCAACAAGCGCGAUCAAUCUCUUAUAUUGCUGCUUGGCACCGUCAUAUUCCAAUCAUUAUUCCUUUGUUCAUGAAGUUGCCUCGAUCUUUCAUCGAGGCGACCUCCACUGAAGGAGGAUUGAUGUCGUUUGAUUUUCAAACAGAUCUCGCACGACAGGCAGAAUCAGUUGUCAAGGCGGAAAAACGAAGUGACAAGUCUGUCCUCGAUGGGAUUGUAAACUCCGAUGCAAUUCCCGAAAGUGACAAGACGGUCGAUCGUAUCACGCAGGAAGCGCGAACACUGGUUGGAGCUGGCUCGGAAACCACCGGCGCUGCCCUCGAGUUCAUCACGUUCCAUGUCUUGUCCAAUCCUGAAAUCUAUCACAAGUUGAAGAAGGAGCUUGCGGGUGUGGUGGCCAAGGCAAAAUCAGACGACGCUUUGACCAAGUACGAAAACGUCCAACGACUCCCAUAUCUGACUGCAGUCAUUCAUGAGGGUCUUCGCAUUGGUAAUGUCGUCAGUGGCAGGAUGGCUCGAUCGAACCCACGCACGGCAUAUUCUUACCGCGGUUACGUUCUCCCGCCCAAAACAGUCAUUAGUAUGGUGACGAGGGGUAACCACAACGAUCCCUCCAUAUAUCCCGACCCUUUUACUUUCAAACCUGAAAGAUGGUUAGUAAAAGGAGAGGAACUGAAACGGCUGGAAAAGUACUUUGUACCUUUUGGUCGUGGUGGAAGAAGUUGUAUCGGUAAGGAGUUGGCCAUGAUGAACCUCUACCUCAUGAGCGCCAGUUUCUUCCACAAAUUCGACGCAGAGCUUUAUAGCACCACUCUCAAGGAUAUCUCGAUGGAACAUGACCUGUUUUCACCAUUUCCGGCUGUGGGUUCCAGGGGACUGAGAGUGAAGUUGAAGGCAAAGGCAUGAAAGACGGCUGUCACAGAAUUGGCAAUUUAGUAGGAACGUUCCUGAUGGAUCAAGUGUGAUGCACUGGCUCACAGGAUGGUAGGGAGAGUGAGAGAGAGGGGGGAGAGAGAGAGACGGCGAUGAGAAUGACCCUGCUAGGAUUUAGAUUGGAUAACGAGGUCCAGUAGUACCUAAGGUAUUUCAGGUAAUCUGGAUUCCCGUCUUUUAGCCUUGUUCAAUACGAUGAAAUACGAG
This is a messenger RNA of Exophiala mesophila, 1869 nucleotides long. RefSeq lists its product as uncharacterized. The transcript is spliced from 3 exons. Gene Ontology annotation, molecular function: iron ion binding; heme binding; oxidoreductase activity, acting on paired donors, with incorporation or reduction of molecular oxygen. Bases 121 to 1635 code for a protein of 504 amino acids. The record is from RefSeq and is a predicted model, not a curated record. NCBI's taxonomy places the organism in Eukaryota, Fungi, Ascomycota, Eurotiomycetes, Chaetothyriales, Herpotrichiellaceae.